This is a messenger RNA of Alternaria arborescens, 270 nucleotides long. RefSeq lists its product as hypothetical. The record is from RefSeq and is a predicted model, not a curated record. Lineage: Eukaryota; Fungi; Ascomycota; Dothideomycetes; Pleosporales; Pleosporaceae. The transcript has a single exon. Bases 1 to 270 code for a protein of 89 amino acids.
AUGAAGAUGAAGAAGCGCGUCUUGUGUGUAUAUGAUGGCCAGAGAAGGCUAUGGAAAGAUGACAUGAUGCUCGACCAGGAGUUUGAAGUACGCACAAAGUUGCCUGAUGGCAAGUCGUACGUCACAGACUUGGACGUCCAGACCCUCAACCGCGCAGAUGCCCUGCAUGGCGCCACAAGGGAAGAGAGAGGCCCCUGGAUGCCCGACAACAUUGUUGGAGGCGUCAACGGUGUGGAUAUGGAGCCCGCAUCGCUGGACUGGGCUCUCUGA